Thermochaetoides thermophila DSM 1495 is the source of this 723-nucleotide messenger RNA. RefSeq lists its product as uncharacterized. Bases 1 to 723 code for a protein of 240 amino acids. Gene Ontology annotation, cellular component: microtubule plus-end; cytoplasm; nucleus. The transcript is spliced from 2 exons. Lineage: Eukaryota; Fungi; Ascomycota; Sordariomycetes; Sordariales; Chaetomiaceae. The record is from RefSeq and is a predicted model, not a curated record. Gene Ontology annotation, biological process: tubulin complex assembly; post-chaperonin tubulin folding pathway; cytoplasmic microtubule organization. Gene Ontology annotation, molecular function: microtubule plus-end binding; alpha-tubulin binding.
AUGGCCGACGUGCCCCUUUACGUAGUCUCAGACUACACGUCAUCUGAGAGACGGAUUACUCCGUCCUGGACCAUCACUCAGCUUAAGUCCAAGCUCGAGCCCAUAACUGGCAUUCCUCCCUUGUGCCAGCAAAUCUACCUCAAGAUAUCCUCAGACGAAAGGAUUCUUAUACAAGCCGUAAAUGAAGAUGCUGUCCAUCUGUCAUCGUUUCCACUCGCUCCAUACGCCGAACUGCAGGUCGUUGAUACCCGACCUCCUUCAGCUAGACCUGAUUUCUCGAAUACCGCCGGCGUUGAGAAAUACGUGAUGCCCGAUGAAGAGUAUGAGAAGAAAACGGAUUCAGUACUUGCCUGGAAGAAAGCGCAAAAGUUGGGCCGCUUCGACCCCAAUGCGCCGACCGUUGAGCAGGCUAAAGUUCAAGCCAUUCAGAGGGAGAUUGAGGUCCGCGGGAUUGCUGUUGGCAAGCGGUGUAGGGUAGGUGGAGACGAUACCCGGCGCGGCGAAAUCAAAUACGUGGGAGAAGUGAAGGAAAUUCCCGGCGUGGGUGCUUGGGUAGGCAUCCAUCUUGACGAACCCGUGGGCAAAAACGAUGGAAGCAUCGGAGGAACCCGUUACUGGGGUAUUGAGUCGGAGCUCAAACAUGGCAUAUUUGUCCGGCCAGAACGUGUCGAAGUCGGCGACUUUCCUCCGUUGGAUGAUCUGGAAGAUAUGGAGGAAAUCUAA